CACCACCACAACCACCUCCGUCACAAGCUUCCCCUCGAAUCCACCUUCAUUCCAGCCUGCCAACCCGCCCAAUUUCGCCCUCCACUGUCUCCACGCGAUACGAUCUUCAGACUCUACAUAUUUAACCUUCGAGAGAGCUCCACCAAAUACAAUCUAUCUGCUGUUGGACGGGAUCUGACGUUCCACCCCGCCAAUCCGCCGUCAUGGGCGUCUCAAUCAUCGAUGUCCAGCGUGACCUCAUCAUAAACACCAUUCGAGGUACCACCCGCGGCGACUGGAAAGUCUUAGUCGUGGACGAGAAGAGCCAGAAGCUCAUGAACAAUGUCGUUAAGGAGGAUGACGUUCUCAAUCAAAAUAUCACAAACAUCGAGCGCAUCGAAGAUCGAAGACCAGACCAAAAAGAAACGGAUGCCGUCUACUUCCUCACACCAGAUCCCCACAUUGUUGAUUGCGUCAUGGCCGACUUCGAGAGGCGGAAAUACAGAGGAACAUUUCUGAUCUGGACAAGCCUCCCUGCAGCAAAUCUGCGGCAACGUCUCGAUAAUUCACAGAUGGCGCAGCAACAAAUCCGCAUGUUCAAAGUCAUGUCUAUAGACUUUCAUCCACGAGAAUCGCAUCUUGUGGUGUUCAAGGAUCCAUGGAGUUUUCCUGUCCUAUUCCACCCUGACUGCAACAAUCUUGUUCGUGGGCAUAUGGAGGACAUUGCAGAGAAGCUGACCGGUGUUUGUGUCGCCCUUGGUGAGUAUCCGACUAUUCGGUACCAUCGACCUCGCAAUCCCACGCACGAGGCAAGCGUACUAUGUUCCCACUUGGCGCGAUUCGUACAAGAGAAACUCGAUAUGUAUGCGCAAUUCAACCCAGACUUCCCACCACAGUCAAACAGACCACGCGGCGCACUAUAUAUCACCGACCGUUCCAUGGACUUGUUCGCGCCACUCCUUCACGAGUUCACAUACCAAGCAAUGGCUCAUGAUCUACUGAAGAUACAAGAUGGGGAUAAAGUAACCUAUAGGACUGUUAUAAACGAAGACGAACCAGGGGCAGAGGAGAAGGAUAUGGAAAUCAGCGAUAAGGAUAAGAUUUGGGUAGAGAACCGCCAUCGUCACAUGAAGGAUACCAUCGACAAGUUGAUGGGAGACUUCCAAAGAUUUAUAGCCGAUAACCCACACUUUACCAAGCAGGACAGUGCAAACGCCUCUGGGAUGAAUGGACUGAAUGCGAUCAAAGAUAUGAUGGCCGGCCUCCCUCAGUUCCAGGAGAUGAAAGAGGCAUAUUCGUUGCACCUGACUAUGGCUCAAGAAUGCAUGAAUAUAUUCCAAAGGCAAAAACUUCCAGACUUGGCCUCUGUAGAACAGUGUUUGGCGACAGGGCUUGACGAGGAUUAUCGCAAAGCAAAGAACAUGGCCGAUCAAGUUGUUCGAACUUUGGAUGAAGAAGCCGUCACCCCAGCCGACCGUUUGCGCCUCAUUGCACUCUACGUUCUGUUCAAGGAUGGAAUUCUCCCUGCAGAUCUCCAGAAGCUUCUCCUUCAUUCUCAACUUCCACCUCAAGAUGGUUCCGUCAUCCGAAACCUGGAUCUCCUCGGUGCGCGCACCUCCAAAGCUUUGAAAGAAAAGCGUGACCCGCCACCCCCUCUGUUUCCUCCAAACACGACACCUCCUCCCAAUGCUGAAGAGUAUGCAUUGUCAAGAUAUGUGAACGGAGUACAGAGCCUGCUGGAAGAGCAUAUCCGUGGUACUUUACCUCAAGAUGUGUUCCCAUACACCAAACCACAGGCCGAAGAAGCAUAUCCUUCUACCCAAGACAAUGUAUCGGCCGCAUCCCUUAGAUCCGCGAAGCCGACGUGGGCAAAGACUCGUCUUAACAGUGUCGAGCCUCGACAGCGAGUGAUCGUAUUUGUAGCUGGUGGAGCGACCUACUCAGAGUCUCGUGCUUGUUACGAGGUGUCUCAGAAAACUUCCAGAGAUGUCUUCCUUGUAAGCUCUCAUAUGGUUAACCCGAGUCUCUAUCUACGGCAGGUUGGGGAUUUGAGCGUAAGUCGCCGGCAGCUGCAUCUGCCUGUGGACGGCCCUCAGCCCAAGGCGCCCGCCCAUCUGUUCGAGAAGCCGGAGCCACCGAAACCAGUCGCACCAAAACCUGCUCCGCCACGACCAAUGCCAGCAGGAGCACCGGCGCCGAAUAUGCAAGGUGGUUUGCCAUCCAGACCAGGAGGCGGCCCACCCACCGCUGGUUUGGCUCAGAUGACCCUGAAUUCCGGGAAAGCACAGAGUGGCCCCGGAAGUCACCUUCAGACAGGCAAGCUUACAAAAGAUGGAGAGAAAGAGAAAAAGAAGAAGAAACAUCACUUCUUCUCUUCUUCAAAGUCGUAGUAGGAAGUACGCGGACAGCUGCCUUUGUGAUUCUAGUAUGUAGCAUGCCGAUAGUAGUUUUCAUUUUUCAAGCAUGGGAAUCGGAGCGAAUGCAUUGCAUUUAGGCAAUUGGCGUUUUUGAUCAUGAGGAUGCGUAUUGUCUAUUCGAUACCACUGGCUGGCGCUAGACACGAUUGGAAUUUGUGUGUAGAAUAAAGAAUGGGAUUAAAAACAUUUAACCCAGGGAAUGGUCCU
Messenger RNA from Aaosphaeria arxii CBS 175.79, 2603 nucleotides. RefSeq names its product Sec1-like protein. Gene Ontology annotation, cellular component: secretory granule; plasma membrane. Gene Ontology annotation, molecular function: syntaxin binding. Gene Ontology annotation, biological process: vesicle-mediated transport; intracellular protein transport. The transcript has 7 exons. The record is from RefSeq and is a predicted model, not a curated record. The coding region runs from base 204 to 2369 and encodes 721 amino acids. Lineage: Eukaryota; Fungi; Ascomycota; Dothideomycetes; Pleosporales.